CCCCUCGGCGUUUUCCAACACUAGGCAGCAAAACGUUUUCAUUGAGCGAUAUUUUUUUGUUGUUUCCUUCGUUUUUUUCGGCGAAAUUUUGUUUUAAAAUUAAUUCCUUACUGCUCUAGUUGGUUGGCGCCUACGAUGUCCGAUGACGACGAUAUACAGUACAUCAAGCGGCAGCGCACACUGCACUACGGAUCGCUUGAGGAAUCGGAGCGAAAGCGUCUCAAUGCCGCGGCGUCUGGGGCAACAACAACAACGGCGCCGGCAGCGUCUGGAGCAACAACAACAGCAACAACCGGCACGGGCGGGCAACUGGAGGAUAUAGAUUCCGAUGAGGACUACGAGGAGUCCACCAAAAAAACAAGCAACUCCAAACAGGCAGGAGCCCCACCCCCCACUGCUGCUACAUUGGCAAACAAAAUCGACGAUGACUACUUUGAUUUGGAGACGGAAAUGGAGAGGGACAAGGUGGCCCUGCUGGAGGAAUUCGAGCGGAAGAAGCGGGCUCGCCAGAUAAAUGUCUCCACCGACGACACGGAAAUUAAGAGCAAUCUUCGCCAGCUGAACGAACCGAUUUGCUACUUUGGCGAAGGACCAGCGGAGCGGCGAAGGCGCCUCAAGGAACUGCUAGCCGGCCUGGGCGAGCAUGCUAUAAACAGGAAGCAUUAUGAAGAGGAGGAGCGCAAGCAGCAGCAACGGGAACAGGAUCAGGCUACCUGGUAUCACGAGGGACCCGACACCCUGCGCAUCGCUCGGCUUUGGCUGGCAGAUUACUCCUUGCCGCGGGCGAAGGGUCGCUUGGUGAGAGCCCGAGAGGCCCUCGAAGUGCCAAGUGCCACGCGAGCCGGUCGCAUGGUGGAGAUGCAAAAAAAACUACAAUCGUUGGCUCCACUCUGCUCCCAGGUGGGCGACACGCGGCCCGUGAGCAGUGCCGCCUUUAGCGAGGACUCCACACUCCUUCUGACAUCCUCGUGGUCGGGUCUCUGCAAGCUGUGGAGCGUGCCCAAUUGCGAGCUGAAGCAGACGCUGCGCGGCCAUGCCAGCUAUGUGGGUGGAGUUGCUCUCCGGCCGGGAGUGAAAGCGGAUGAGGAGAACGUGGUGGCCAUGGCUUCGGGCGGCCACGAUGGCGCCGUCAAGCUCUGGGGCUUUAAUAACGAGGAGUCUAUUGCUGACAUUACCGGCCACAUGCCGCACCGCGUAUCCAAGGUGGCCUUCCAUCCGUCCGGCCGUUUUCUGGCCACCGCCUGCUACGACUCCAGCUGGAGGCUGUGGGAUCUGGAACAGAAGACCGAGGUGCUCCACCAAGAGGGACACGCCAAGCCGGUGCACUGCCUCAGCUAUCACUCGGAUGGGAGUGUCCUGGUCACCGGAGGACUGGAUGCCUUCGGGCGGGUGUGGGAUUUGCGCACCGGUCGGUGCAUCAUGUUCUUGGAGGGCCACCUGGGCGCCGUUUUCGGCGUGGACUUCUCACCGAACGGCUUCCACAUAGCAACGGGUUCCCAGGACAAUACCUGCAAGAUCUGGGACCUGCGGCGCCGCCAGCCCGUCUACACCAUUCCCGCCCACACCAACUUAAUUUCGGACGUCAAGUAUCAGCAGGAAUGCGGCAGCUUCCUGGUCACCUGCUCCUACGAUUCGACCACAAAGAUCUGGUCGAACAAGACGUGGCAGCCGCUCAAGACGCUGCAGGGUCACGACAACAAGGUCAUCUCGGUGGACAUUGCGCCCAAUUCGCAGUACAUAGCCACCACCUCGUUCGACCGCACAUUCAAGCUGUGGUCGCCGGAUAGCUGAUUUCGAUACCAUUUCUUUAUUGUACUUGCCUGUCGGCGUACGCAGACAAUCUCCAUUUGCGAUCUGCCCGCUGGGCACCACUUACUCAUCAACUGUUUUUGUUAUUUCAGAGACAAUAGCCCAAGGAAGUUCUUGCAGACAUUUCAAGUUUUCGUUUUGUAUGACACAAUUUGUUGUUUUUGUUAGGCGAAAGGCAGAUGCAGCGAUGUUGCAUUUCGUAAAUUUAAGAAUUUUUUAUUGAAAUUGUUAAUAAAAAACACAUUUUUGGUAGAUAAGUGUA
Messenger RNA from Drosophila ficusphila, 2071 nucleotides. RefSeq names its product U4/U6 small nuclear ribonucleoprotein Prp4 (gene U4-U6-60K). Gene Ontology annotation, molecular function: protein binding; U4 snRNA binding; U6 snRNA binding. The record is from RefSeq and is a predicted model, not a curated record. The coding region runs from base 136 to 1791 and encodes 551 amino acids. The transcript has a single exon. NCBI's taxonomy places the organism in Eukaryota, Metazoa, Arthropoda, Insecta, Diptera, Drosophilidae. Gene Ontology annotation, cellular component: U4/U6 x U5 tri-snRNP complex. Gene Ontology annotation, biological process: mRNA splicing, via spliceosome.